AAGCCGCUGGAGGCUUUAAGCUGGGGCUCAGCGGCGGCUCCGCGCAGAGCGAGCCUUGGGAGCCAGAGCUAUAGCCAAGACAGGUGCGCAGCGGCUACGGCAGCGGCGGCGGUAUGACCGGCCACCACGGCUGGGGCUACGGCCAGGAGGACGGUCCCUCUGAAUGGCACAAGUUAUACCCCAUUGCCCAAGGGGACCGCCAGUCUCCCAUCGACAUUGUCUCCAGUCGGGCUGUCUAUGACCCUACUUUGAAGCCCCUGGUCCUGGCCUAUGAGUCCUGCAUGUCGCUAAGCAUCUCCAAUAAUGGACAUUCUGUCAUGGUGGAAUUUGAUGAUGUGGAUGACAGGACAGUGGUGCAUGGGGGCCCUCUGGAUGGACCCUACCGGCUGAAGCAGUUCCAUUUUCACUGGGGGAAAAAGCACAGCUUAGGUUCAGAACACACAGUGGAUGGGAAGUCCUUCUCCAGUGAGCUCCAUUUGGUCCACUGGAAUGGAAAAAAAUACAAGACCUUCACAGAAGCAGCUGCAGCCCCAGAUGGCCUGGCUGUGGUUGGCAUCUUCCUGGAGACUGGAGAUGAACAUGCCAGCAUGAACAGACUGACAGAUGCACUGUACAUGGUCAGAUUCAAAGGAACCAAAGCCCAGUUCAACAGCUUCAAUCCCAAAUGCCUUCUACCAGUGAACCUCCACUACUGGACCUACCCGGGGUCACUGACCACACCGCCCCUGAGUGAGAGUGUGACUUGGAUAGUGCUUAAAGAGCCCAUCACAAUUUCAGAGAAACAGAUGGAAAAAUUCCGGAGCCUCCUUUUUACUGCAGAGGAUGAUGAGAAGGUCCGCAUGGUGAACAAUUUCCGGCCCCCUCAGCCACUGAAGGGAAGAGUAGUUCAGGCCUCUUUCAAGUCCUGAAGGGGUCAUGCUGUCAACAGUAACAGCAAUGAUGUCCAAAGUGCUUCCAUAUCAGCUAAGACCAAACCAGGUGUGCGGCCCCUUUGGUCAUGGACUGACUUCUCAGAGCCAUUUAGGGGUUGGGGCCAGAGUAGAAGAGGGAAUGGCCAUUAUUAUUAGCCAAUAAUGGCUACAUUAUUAGUUCCCUCCAGUCCAUUUCUAAGUUACUUUGGGAGUCUUUCUUACCAAAGCAAUCACCUGAUUUAAAUGCUAAGAAACCCCCUACCCCCACCACUCUGCUAUUCCAUAAUCCUUUGACAGCUUUGAAACUGGCCAGGCUUUUAAAAAAUCCAAGGCUGGGGGAGAUUUUAAAAUCUACCUGGGCUAGAGCCACCAGGAGAGGCAAGAAAUAGGAGUGUGAGAGGGUGACUUCUUAGUUCCUGAUUAAUGGAGAAGGGAGGUUGAUAUUAGUAACUGCCAGGAAUGACUCUGGGGGUUUGACCUGCCUGCUUCUUCCUAGGGGUACGUUUUCCCAUCUGUACUCCUUCCCCUGGAAAGAAUCACUUUGCUCUUCCCCUCCAGCAGCUCUGCCCCUCUUGAACCCU
This is a messenger RNA of Phascolarctos cinereus (koala), 1492 nucleotides long. It is a transcript of the gene CA7, whose product is annotated as carbonic anhydrase 7. NCBI's taxonomy places the organism in Eukaryota, Metazoa, Chordata, Mammalia, Diprotodontia, Phascolarctidae. Gene Ontology annotation, biological process: regulation of intracellular pH. The record is from RefSeq and is a predicted model, not a curated record. Gene Ontology annotation, molecular function: carbonate dehydratase activity; zinc ion binding. Gene Ontology annotation, cellular component: cytoplasm.